AAUCAUUUUCUAAAGGUUCUCAAUGCUGCUUCACAUGGUGCAUCUGCGGCCAUCAUCUAUAACGAUCCUGCAGAGUAUGCACCGGAGGGAACCGGCAACAACACUUUCCCUCACUCUUGGUGGCUUCCUGACUCUGGGGCCCAGCGUGGAGCAGCAAGAAACGCAACGGGGCUUGGUGACCCACUCACCCCAGGUUUUCCCUCUGUGGAUGGUAUUUACCGAGAGGUACUUAAUAACAAUGGUUCUUCGCCAAUCCCUGCCAUUGUGCUAUCCUACGGGGAUGCGCAGGAGAUACUGCGUCGCAUGAAAGGUUAGUACGCUUCAAGCACAGGAAGAGGAAGGUCACGUGUUACUAAGGGCCUGAGGCCCUACCAGGUUUUUUCAAAGAAGAGAAAGAAAAAACUGAAAUUUCCUACCCUGUGUAGCAAGAAAACCUUUCUGGCUGAACUGUUACGAUAAUUCAUUAAAUCGAAAGUCCGUCUGUGCGUUUUUAUGGAGAGUAACUGCAUCUGGAAACUUUUAGAAAACUUAUUAGUUCGAUCAAUUGACGAAGUUUUGUCUUGUAUGCUUUGUGUUGCCUUGCUAAUUUCCUCUUUUGAUUUAGUACCACGCACAUCCGUUGUCUUUUCAAAUGUUUGAAGAGUAGGUAACGCCUAAAAAGAAAGUGAUCUUUCCCAAAACUUUAUAUGUCUACAGGGUAUAAAGGAAGUUUCUAUUUAAUUUGAUAGGUCUUAAAGCACCAAAGAGUUGGCAAGGAGGUUUGCAGUUAACUUACUAUAUCGGACCUGGAUUUAAAGACAAAAGUCUCACUUUGCGUGUGGAUGUCAACAGCAGCUUGGAAUUCAAAACCAUUUACAAUGUGAUCGGCCAGAUUAGGGGCGCAGAAGAACCCGACCGUUAUGUACUCCUGGGAAAUCAUCGAGACGCCUGGGUAUUUGGUGCUGCCGAUCCUGUUAGUGGUACGGCUGUGUUGAUGGAACUAUCACGUGGUUUAGGAGAGUUGAUUAAAAAAGGAUGGAGGCCACGCCGGACAAUAAUGCUGUGCAGCUGGGAUGCAGAAGAAAUUGGUGCUGUUGGAUCAACGGAAUGGGUCGAGGAAAAUACUCAAAUUCUUCAAAAUCGCGCUGUUGCUUACCUUAACAUAGACCAAGCUGUUAAUGGUAAUUUCAGUCUUAAUGUCGAUGCCAGUCCUUUACUCAAACAUUUGGCAUUACAGUUGACGCAAGAAAUUUGUGAUCCAACAGUUCCAGAUACUUGCAAAAGUAUGUACGAAGUCAUGUUGGAGAGAGAUAUAACUAAACAUGUUAAUGGCCGCGCAGUAUGUAACGAUUUGUCAUUUGGUAGUGAUUAUGGAGCGUUUUACCACUUCCUUGGGAUUCCCUGCGCAGAUUGGUCUUAUAUCUUUGGAGGACGAUACAACAUCAGGAGAGCGUAUCCCGUUUAUCACUCCGUGCACGACACGUUUUACUGGAUGAAAACUUUUGUUGAUCCUGAAUUUCAAACUCAUCUGGCCGUGACAAAAUUUGCAGGGGCAUUUCUUCUCAAACUUUCCGACUCUGAACUGUUACCUCUCAACACAACCAGUUACGGAGAAUUCUUAAAAUCAAAAGCAGUUUCCUUGGAAAAGAAUGCUACUCUAAGGGCGCAUAACAUCAGCACGGUUCCUUUUUCUCGUGCAGUGAGGAGAUUUGCAAAAGUUUCGCGUCAGUUUGAAAGAGGCAAGUUAAAUGAGAAACCAGAAAACUUUCGCAUCCUGAACGAUCAAAUGAUGCAAGUGGAGAAAGCUUUUAUACAAACUGUAGAAGAAAACGACUUGAAACUUUCCAGACAUGUAAUACAUGGCCUUAACAUCGAUGAUCUGUACGAUAACUUGUAUUUUCCGCGAGUACAUUAUGCCAUGAUCAAGGCGAAAAAAACAGGAGAUUGGAAAUUGGUGGAAAAAGAGAUAUCUUUGCUGACAUAUGCCAUUACUUCUGCUGCAAAUGUUCUGAAACCCAUAUAA
Molecule: messenger RNA, 2002 nt
Organism: Pocillopora meandrina
Lineage: Eukaryota; Metazoa; Cnidaria; Anthozoa; Scleractinia; Pocilloporidae
Source: the annotation of a GenBank genome assembly